GUUAUCGUCGCAGGCGUCGCAGCAUAGGCGUAGUAGCAGUGUGUAAGCCUUUGCUCGUGCGACGACCAUCGCAAAUUAACGACCAUUGCAAAAAGGGGCGGACUUCACGGGACGCACCAUCGGGAUCGCAAAGGCUGCCAUUUCACGUCCGUUGCAAAACGAACUUAUCAGUAGCUGCCGAGGCCCUUCCAAGUUAGGCUUCAUAAAGCUCUAUCAAAGGACGCAGCUUUCAGAAUCUGUUCGUUGCGGUACGAUCUGGUGCUGUUGCCAUUACGAAAAAGACCAAGCUUGUAGGACGCUUAGACGGUCGGGAAAUCCGUUUCGUUCGUCAGUGUCAUAUUUCAAACUUGUGAAGAUGGGCGGAGUUAUUCUGUUUGCGGUCAUCGGCUUUUUGUCCACAACUUCCACAGCAACGCUUUACGGCGCAGACACUACGUGUGACUUCACGGGCCUCCGAUUGGUCAACGAGCUUUCGCGGAUGCUCGGCAGGCUUCCAGAAAAUCACGCUUUCGGCCCACAGAGGCUCCGCCCGUUCUGGCCCGGGCUCGAACUCGGUGGACUCUCCGCGGAAGGCCUCAACAAGUUGCGUCUUUACGGACCCCUCUUUCCAUACUGCAUCAACGGAACCCGCAUGCUUCAAGUCGACUUUUUAAAUGAUGGCGAUACCACUUUGUCUUUGCCAUGGAAGACUUGUUCAGGACACGAAGGUCGCUUCAAGCUUCGCACAAUGUUGUCCAGAUUCACCGCCCAAUUUCGCGUGGUGGAGUCGGCUGGAAACGAAGUCAAGCUGGAACCUAUGGGUCGCAUUGUUCCUGUUACGACCGACGGUAUCCGAGUUGCAAUCGAAGGUGCGGGUAGCGAGGUGCGCACCGCGUUUGAAGUCCUGAGCGCAAUGUUUCCUGGCGUGGUUAAUGAGGUGUGGUAUUGGAAGUUUUCUCUUGUGUUUGACCGAACCUUCCGCGAACUCGUUGAAUGAACGAUGAUUCAACAAAGUGACAAUCAGUGCACCAUAACGGCGCGUGAUUCGCCCACCCAUGAGUGGCCAGUAAUAUAGCAUUGCGAAUACUGGCAUACACUUAGUAAACGAACCUAAUAAGAUAUGAAUUCGUUCGUGAAGCUUACUUUUUAUUCUCCGUAACUUCCGGCCUGGGCUUCGUGCCAAAAUGCCAUGCGAAACCUACAGUACUCGAUAGGAAUUCAAGCUUAGCUACAAGCUUUCGUCAUAAUCGUUUAAUAAUUUCGGCUGUACAGUCUUCUACAGUCUCAUUGUCGAAGUGAUUCAGCAGCGAAUAAUUAAGAACGGCAAUCUUCCAUGUUGUCUGGAAAUGAUUCAUUACGGUUUGUUGUACAACUACCGUGUCAAACUAUAUCUUCGUUUUUAAUGUGUAAUAAAGCGAUCCUGCCUUUGUAUGA
This is a messenger RNA of Rhipicephalus sanguineus (brown dog tick), 1413 nucleotides long. RefSeq lists its product as uncharacterized. Lineage: Eukaryota; Metazoa; Arthropoda; Arachnida; Ixodida; Ixodidae. The transcript is spliced from 3 exons. The record is from RefSeq and is a predicted model, not a curated record. Bases 356 to 976 code for a protein of 206 amino acids.